This is a messenger RNA of Peronospora farinosa, 621 nucleotides long. The record is from the annotation of a GenBank genome assembly. NCBI's taxonomy places the organism in Eukaryota, Oomycota, Peronosporomycetes, Peronosporales, Peronosporaceae.
AUGCAGCGUUUUCGUCAGCUUAUGCUCUUGGCCGUCUUAACCGUCUCUACAGCCGAGGACGUCGAGGCCACGACCAUCGCCGAGACGGAGCAGCAUACGCACCUUCGUGGUCUUUUGGCCAAAUUUGCGAGCCACAAUCCAACGGCUACACCCGUCCGGGAACUGGUUGCUACUUGGGAGGAAGGGAAGGUGGGUGAAGCUCGACAGCUCCGUCCUUUCUCGGAGACAAUCGUGGGCGGAGAGACGGUCGUUGUGUUUAACGAUCGUCGUCUGAGCCCUGAAGCCAAGAUGGAGUCAGCUCUUGUGACAUUUGAUGUGCGUUCGAGUCCCAAUUGUGUCGUGAGUGUGUGUGGUGAGCUCAGUAAGUGGUACUUGGGCUCAAAGGAGCAGUGCUUUGACCUGCGCAUCGCCCGCAAGUCUGUGGAUCAGAUUGAAAAUGGACUGAUUCGAGGAAUCUCAGCCGCCUAUUCGGGUCUACGCCCUGUAGCUUCUAAUUUGUACCUAAAGUUUGACGAGACGAAUUUUAUUGACGGUUCCAAGUGUGAGUACGAGAUCCUCUCUGGCAGCAAGACAGUACGCGAGGACGAGGUGAUUAGUGGCUCCCCGACCGCCAUGGCAUAG